This is a messenger RNA of Mya arenaria, 10667 nucleotides long. RefSeq lists its product as uncharacterized. NCBI's taxonomy places the organism in Eukaryota, Metazoa, Mollusca, Bivalvia, Myida, Myidae. Gene Ontology annotation, biological process: regulatory ncRNA-mediated post-transcriptional gene silencing. Gene Ontology annotation, cellular component: cytosol; P granule. The coding region runs from base 934 to 7575 and encodes 2213 amino acids. Gene Ontology annotation, molecular function: helicase activity. The record is from RefSeq and is a predicted model, not a curated record. The transcript is spliced from 41 exons.
UAUUGUAAACGGGAUCAAAACAAGACAGUGAAUUGAGCUGUGAUUAAACUUUCAAAAACAAUAUCAUAAACAUUUUUACGCUAACUUGACUAUUGUGUUUAGCGAGUGAUUUUUGUCAUAAACUUGAUUUAAUUAUAUCUGGUGAUCUAAUAGUUUUACAAUCAUCGGAAAUCGUGUAAUAUAUCAUGAAACCAUAAAAUGGCGGAAUUGUUAACUCUCUUAGCGGACGCUCCAUUCAUAUUAUAACAUACUGUAUAAUAACAGUUAUACCAGCUGUGUAUGUGAAUACAUGUAUAUAUAACACUGUGUUUAUACGUAGUUGGACUAUUCUUAAGCAAACAGGAAGUUUUACCUAUGUAUAUGCGUCUGUGACAUGUCUUUUCAAAGUGUCAUUGUUCAUUUUAGUCUGCACAAGAUUUUUUUUAACAUUUAAAGAUAAAAAUAACUUUACGAUAUAUACAUCUAGAGUUAUACGACAGUGUGGUUAUCGUUUAUUAUAUAGCGUGUAAUUAAAAUCUAAAAUACAGCAUAUUUCACAUCAAUAUAUAAAAGCAGCUAAAAGAAGCCCCUGUCAUAUUCCUCUAUAAUGGAUUUAAUCGGACGUAUGUGCUUAUGACGGAUAUAUCAUUUUAACUGUAACGAUUUAUGACAAUGAAACGAAUGUACAAAUGAAAACCUAGUUAGUUUGAAAAAAAUCUAUUACUUAAAUGUUUUCAAAACAAAAGCAGGUUUUGGGAAACUGAAACUGAUAAGUUUACUUCUAGUGUUAUGAAUCAGUCAUUUAAAAAGCAAAUACACAUGCGGAAAACAGACGCUAGUGGCGUGAAUAACUAAAAUUCAAAGGUACUUGUACCUUAAUGAAUAUUUUCUCGUUAUUGCUAGUGAGAAGAAUGCUGGUGACACCCUCGACUAAGAAUCGUGUUGAAAUCUAACAUGUCAGGCGGUACAAAUUUAAAUCGACCCUUAUUCAAAUCUUGGGUGAAAGCAUGUAUUGGUCUACGGUACAUGCAAGAUGGAUGCGAAAAAUGCGUAGAGGACGAAAUUAAAUAUCAACAUUCAACAAUUGUCGCAAAGAUCGAAAGUAGAAGCCGGACCCCGGGCUACAAGUAUGACUGCAGUGCUUGUACCAUCGACAAUUUGCGUCCAAUUCACAAGAAAGAAAGCUGCCGGUACAUAAAGAAAAAAUGCCUUUGCGCAAGGGAAUGUAGCCCCACCCGACGACAUUGCCCUCAACACAGCGCCUGUAGCCGAUUUCACGACUAUGUGUGGGAUGAAUAUCAGGAAGGCUCAUGCCCAACGUUUCUCAAUAGCAAUGUGGAACAGUGGUCUAGCAACUUUUGGGAGUUUGGAAAAUGUUUUAUUCAAACACAAGGCUACAAGGCGGUGACAUCAGCUGCAAACACAGAUGCCGCUGGACUUCUUAGCAUCUGUAUUCAUAACAGGACUCUAUGGAACAUGUUCGGACAAUCACAGAUAAUUAAAGACGCACGGAAUACAAGGAAUGCAAUUCUUCACUCAGGGAGGUUAGACGUUCCCAAGGAAAAGUUAGAGGAAUAUUUAGACUCCAUGGUGAAAAUGCUCAGCCUCCCGAAACUUCAAAACGACGACAAUGCAAAACGCGCCAUUGAGAACAUUGAGAAACUUAAAACAGAAAACCUCGAAAUAACAACAGAGGAUGAAUUGACUGCGCGGAAAUCAGCUUUGAAAGCUGUUUCAAAAAAGAUAUCAGAAAUCAAUCAAAUACUUGACGAGACAGAAAACAACGCAGAUCAAGCAAAAGACGAAUCGAAUAGAGAUGAUAUCACAAAUGUGGACCAGCUACACGCUGAGUUGGCUACGUUAACCGUUGUACAAAGUGAACAUCAUGGAAGAAUCGAAGGGUACAUACGCGAAUUGCAAACGCAAGUGACAGGUAUUCAAGAGUCUAUCAAAACGCAUCAGGAAGACCUAAAAGCUAUAGCAAAUGGGUUAGAUAUAAACCAUAGCCUACUAAAGGAAAUACAGGAGACGCAAGUGGUACAAGGGUUGACCAUUACUGAGAUAAAAGACGAUGUAAAGCAGGUUUUGGGUCAAUUCAUCGAAAUGAGGAACAAUGGGAUGGCCAAUGGCAUUCCAAUACCAGUCAUCCGGUUAGUAUUGCUGACGAAGAACAUAUCCAACAAUAAAGAACGAGUUCUUGGGGAGGUGAUAGUUGAGGUAGGCGGACAUGUCAAGGGAAAGGCGAUAUUGAACGACGCGCAGUGGGCUCCAAUAAAACAAAUGGCCGAAGACUGUCUACAGAAAAUGACCAUUGACCACGGGGAGGACCAAAGAGACAUUUUUGAGGUCAAAAACGAAUGCAUUGCGAUAUAUGUUCAAUGUUGGACUUUGCGAUCGCUUAUACACUUGUGUGAACAAUGCAUGUCCGGAAAGUUGACUGAGUUUUUCCGUCCAUUGGAGGAAGAAAUAAAGAGAUGGCUACCACAUUACAGUGACCUUGAACUUGAGGUUGCCAUUUUUGAAAAGGAUUUGACUCGCUGCAUGGAUGUCUUUGUUGGGAGAGUAAAACGAAAGCUGAUGUCAGAACAUGCUGGUGUACAAAUGGCUAUAGUUACUCUGCCAAAUGGUUUAGACGUCCGCCCCAGGCAUACGCUGAACAAUGAAACUCAUCAAGAUGAGUUGUGUGGUGGAGGUGAAACCAAUAGCAAUUUGGAAGAAAUCGGAACGGAUUUGGACGAGACUAAAGUACACAAUGAAACAAUUGAUGCUGAAAAAGAUACAGAAAUAAUAGAAAACGCUUCCGUUUCUCAAGAUGAAGAGGUUCUUUUGACAGACAAACAAUCAGGCGAUAUCGCUAUGCGUGCAGAAAAAGUUGGAAAGGAGAUUGCAACAUCCAGUAUGGGAAUAGAUUUACGGAAGGAAGAUAGAGGGGUUUCUUCGACAGACAGUGAAUCAGGCGAUGUCGCCAUGCGUGAAGAAAAGAGUGGACACGACAUUGCAGCAUCUAAUCAGAGAACACAUUUAUCUGGAAAGACGGAAGGUAACACGAAUAAAGAUGAAGAAGUAAUAGAAAUUUCUUCCGACAUCGAUAUUGCAACAUCCUAUCAGAAAACAGAUUUAUCCGGCAGGAAAAAAGACCUCACAUGUUCAGUAUGUAAUCUGGGGUUUGCGAAAAAAGAGGACUUCAAACUACAUCUUGCUCACCCCUCACAUGCACUGAGACUCACUACACCAUUGAGAAAAUCAUCAAGUUUCCGUGAACCCCCGAAGGGACCAGCAGAAUAUAAACUGUGCCCAAGGUUUGAAAAACAUCAAAGAUGUUCUGUUUGUUGUACGGAUGCACAUGGAAAAGAUGAACUAGAUGAAUGGAAUGCAAUCAGACGAGAACAUAUCGAUAAUAUAAACGUCGUGGGUGUCAACUUGGAAACGCCAGAAAUGGAAAAGGUUGCUGCUAAUUUCCCUCCGUUUGAUUUGCCAGUCACGGUGGAAAGUGUGCAGUAUGCAACCAUCAACCAGACCUCAGAUCUUAGCAUCAGUCUACCGAAAAAACCACUAACUCAUAAGUGGGUGUUUGAAAUACAAAGUAGCAUAUUUCUUCGAAGAGUGACGCUAGCCAACGAUAGUGCAAUCGACGUGUUUUUGAUCCAUCGUGUCUUUGACAAAACGGAAGACACCAUCGUUUAUCCUACUUCACUUGACUGGGAAAACAAAAACAAAUCCAGGAAAAGAGAUUCAUUUCAGUACGAAAUUGAGGUGGAUUUUUCUUCAGAGGUGUACGGUUGUUUCCGUGGGAGGGUUAUCUUUGAUUUUGGCCAUACGCCUGUUGUUUCCAAGCAGCUAACCGUAAGGACAACAGAAAGCACCGAUGUCAGGGCACCAAAACGUUCACAAAGUAAAGAUCAACAUACGCGUUGGCAGGCAAAAGACGUCAAGGUUGUUGAGUUUCAACUAAGAAACCAGGAAGAAAGACAGCUGAUAGAGGAGUAUUCGAUUGAUAAAUUUGAUGAAGGUACAUACCCGUCUACGCCAUCGCCAACUAAACGUGAUUACACAAACCUAAAAAGAGCCAUGGAGAUUUCAUCACCUGAAAUAUUCUCCAAAACGGACGACGAAAAGACGGAUUCAAAAACGUCCAAUACUGGAGAAGAUUACGAACAGACACGUGGGGUAAAUAGACCAACCUUGAGUGAAUACAAACGGCGCAUGCAUAAACUCCUGUACUUCGAAGAGAAAACGCAACUCUCUGUCAUUUCAAAAUUUGAUGGGAAAAGAGAAAUGACAUUUGAAAACGAGUUGCCACCUGUGAUUGAAAUUAGCUCAGAUGCAAUUUACGCAACAAACGGCGCUUUGUUCACAAGUAUUGAGCUGAAAGAUGAGCUGUCCGAAGAUACCACUGCUGGGAGAUUAGUCCUCCGAAACUCUGAUUCUGUUUGGUUGACCCCUGUCUUUGAACAUGCCGUUGGAUCACGAAAAAUACCCGAAAAGGUAUAUGAAGCCGGUGUGCAUCAUCGUCAAAGGAAUUUCCUAGACUUUGAGCUAUCCCCGGUGUGUGUUUCUGAACUUGGUUUAAAGGCGAAACAGACGAGGAAUUUUGAGGUGCAGCUUCAACUGAAUAGAAUACGGUUAUGCGAAAUGCACAAGGCAGUGGAUGAACUCCAAAACCUCGAGAUUGUCUUUCCAAAUUCCGUCUCGAGCUGUGAUGUUGACACCUGUAUUACUGAUAAUGAUCAUUUACGAAAAGAUUUGUCGCUGAAAACGUGCAACGAUAACCAAUACAAAGCAAUAAUAAAAGCUGCAAGUGUGCCGAAAGAACUGUCUCCACCCCUGCUCCUUGUUGGUCCGUUUGGAACGGGUAAAACAUUCACACUCGCCCAGGCAGCAAAGGUCGUUAUCCAGCAAGAUGGCACACGUGUACUCAUAUGUACGCAUUCGAACAGUGAAGCCGACAUAUAUGUUGAAGACUACUUUCAUCCCUACUGCGAAGACAAUCACCAAGAAGCAAAACCUCUCCGUAUCUACUAUCAACACAGAUGGCCAAAUACCGUGUCUGGAACAGUCCGACAAUACUGUCUACAGGAAGGCCAUUCAUUUAGAAAGCCAAGAAGGGAGGAUAUAUUGCGUCACAGAAUCGUUGUUACUACAUUCAGCAGCGCUAAAAUGCUAACGGAAUUUCCGGAAGAUUUGUUCACACACAUAUACCUUGACGAGGCAGCGCAGGUGUUGGAAUGCGAGGCACUAAUUCCUCUAUCUAAGGCAACAAAGUCCACUAGGGUUGUGUUAGCAGGAGACCAAAUGCAGAUGAGUCCUGAGAUAUAUUCAUUAGAAGGGAAAAAAGAAGGAUUUCAGAAGUCAUUACUAGAGAGACUAAAUGACCUUUAUCCGGACGAUUGCGGAUACAAAGUCAGGUUGCACGAGAACUACAGAACUCAUGACGUCAUUUUGAGGUUCACAUCUAACCUUUUCUAUGACUACAAAUUGUCAUGCGCAAUGCCACAGGAAGGACAUCCCGAGUUUUACCCUCUGGCGUUUUACACCGUGUUAGGCGAGGACGAGCCGUGCGGUCUGAAAGAAGGAUUUUGCAACAAAGCAGAGGUAUGCGAAGUUGUUGACCAAGUUGCACAGUUGAAAGAGAAUUGGCCUUCAAAACAUUGGGGUGAAUUCAGUUCAAAGAGCAUAGGCGUUGUUGCACCGUAUAGAAUGCAGGUAAAGCUAAUCCGAGAUGGUCUGCGUAAAAGAAACAUCAAAGACGUUUCCGUAGAAAGGGUUGCCAACGUGCAAGGAAAGGAGUUUCGAGUUGUUAUCAUGAGCACAGUCAGGACAAAGGAAACAUGUACAGAAGGCUAUGAGGAGACUGAUCAAUUCGACUUUGGGUUUCUUUCAAACGUGAAGUUCUUGACCACAGUUAUAACAAGAGCCAAAUCGCUUGUGAUGACUAUCGGGGACCCAAUUGCACUGUGUUUGGUGGGACAAUGUCGAAAGGUGUGGGAAACGUACCUUAACGACUGCAACACACAUGGAAGUUUCUAUGGACUAAAAUGGGAGCAAUACCUUAAGAUGAGAAAUAUAGAGCUGACCACUCUAAACCCAAUGGCGGAUGAAUUCUACCCGAAGGCAACACCUGCUUCGGUAGAGGAAGCAAAAAAUAAUAAUAAAGCAGAACUUAAAACUGCAAACGAUUCCUCUAAAAGUUCACCGAAGUUACCACAUGUGACAUUCGAACAAGAACAGUUUAGAACAAGCGAGUUGCCAAAUACAAAGGAGGAAACUAGUAUACCAAUUAAUGGAACUUUGUUGGACAGUGCCAAAUCCGGUGUUUUACAAAGUGCUAUAGAGAUUGAACACGCUGACAAUUGUCUGGACGCAACAAAAGCAGUAGAGGCUUUAACACUCCAUGACAGUCAUUUAAAUGCAGACAGUUGCAAAUCAUUACACCAGCCAAACGGACAAAAAGAGAAUGUAUCCUUGACUGGUACCAGCACUGUUCUAGACUUUAAAUAUACCCACGAAAAGGAAGAUAACCCAUCCGCUUACCAAGGAUCAAUGAAACACCAUUGUCCGUCGAUAGUCAGUUUAGGAGAAAGUUCAGAAACCGGUUAUUGUAGUUCAAUUGGAAUCGAGUCCGACGACAUCUCUCCGGAAUUAAAACAGUCUAUAUCAACAGUAACUCAUAAAGUUGACGAUCAUUCAUUGAAAAGGUUGACUCUCGACCCGAUUUCACCUGAAAGCAAGAGCGAUGAAACCGGCAAGUCAUCCAAAAAUAGCAGGAAGAUAAAGACGAAAAUACAACAUCCGGAGGUCGAUGAGUCCAGAAAGUUUUCCAUAACUACUAGCAAAAAGAAGACGAAACGGCCACAACCGAAAGUCGCUAAUGUCAAACCUCAGCCAUUUUCAGAGUCGCAACCAAAGAUGGAAACCUGUACAGCACAGAUGGUCGACCAAGCACGGUUUGAUCAAGAAAUAAGUACAAAUGAACAGAAGGAGGGGCUACAGCCUACGGAAGCUAUCCCGUCACUGGAACAUUUAGCUAGAACCUAUGAUUGGAGAAAGUUUAUGAUGCAAAAGUCUACAGUAGCGAACUUGAAAUCGCGUUUUAAAAUGCCUGCUUUGCAACCAACUGUUGAAGAACACAGCAAUGAUAGACUAGAUGUGUCGGACGUUCUCAAACUUGACGGGAAAAGCAACCCUAGAACAAGUGUCAAAGAUACAUCGGACCCCAGUCAAAAACAACACAUUUCUUACAAAAUCUCCACUGGCAACGUACGUACCAAGUCUAGCCCAGGAAAGAAAAAGACUAAACAGCAGAAAAUAAUAAGCCUAUGUGACUUCUCUGGACCUUGGCAACCCACAAUGCCUCGGCGUUCAGUGCAGCCAGAAAUAUCUUUUGCUGAUGCUGUAAGAUCCGAACCUGCAAAGGAUCAAGAAAUCCUUAUACCGGCGACGUAUAACGAUGAUCCUAAAUACACUCAAUCCCGGUUAGAUGAAGGUCAAAGAUACUCAAGCGAUGGCAAUUCACGGAGGAAUGAUUACUCUCACCCUUUCCACAACCAAUAUAUGGAUCCAGCUAGGCGAAAACCAGAUGGAUUCGGGCCGUUUUAAAAAUGGUUUUAAGACAUUUUAUUUAUAAAUAUGUUUUGUAAUUUCUGUUUGAGUUGAAGAUUUCUAUGAACGUUCCUAUAGUGACAAUUUUAUUAUUAAAAAAGUCAAACAUUAUGGACAUGUAAUUGUUGAUAAAUGUUGGAAAAAGUCCGAGGUUAUGAGCUAAGCUUACUGAGCCCGUGUUUUACUGACCGUUCCAAGGCGGUAAUAUGAUCAUUUAUCGUAUUUCUAUAUCGUUUUCGUUCUAGUGAGGUGGAUGUUUGGUCUGUUUGUGGUGUGUAUAUGUGUAAGUGGUGUUUACCAACUUGUGCAUCUAGCUCAUUGUCGUUUUGGCGCUUGUCGUAUGCUUCUCACCAGCGUAAUUUAAGACUCCGGCUGCAUGGCUUGCCAUUGUAGUUACCAUUGUAUUAGUGUGUUAUACUUAGGGUUUUAGAAGCAUCUAAAAAAACAGCGAACAGCUAUACCUCAACAUAGUUGAUUUAGCAAUUGCCAACAACUGGUGUAUGUGAUCCUUUGACCGAUUGAUCCGAAAGCUGCUAAAGCUACUUAUGUCAAUGAAAUGUUAUCUUGGGCAUGUUUGGGCAUGUUUGUUACGCCUUGCAAAAUAAAAAUAAUGCAAGUUUGAUACACUUAGACCCCAACUGUUUUAUUGGCCAUUUUAUGAACCUUUCCUUUUUUAAAAAAGGGAUAAGACCGUAAUAUAAGACUAGAUGUAUUUAAAUAAACAGGUUAAAAUCCCAAUUCAUUCUGGCAAUAGCUUAGCUGUCGAAUGAAUUUCCUUAAUUAUCGAUAGUUGGUCUUGCGCUUAUUGAUAAGGACAAUUAAUGUUUAAUAUCGUGUAGACACAGUCAACGCUAAUGUGUUUGAAUUAUGUUUGUAAAUUUACACUUUUUAUGUUAUGUAAAUAUUAGAGAUUUAAAUAAUGUAUGAAGUGAGAUGCUGGCUUCGAACAAUUUUGACCAAACUUGAGUUGAAUAAAUUGAAGUAAUUUACACGUUGUAGACUAAAGUAUUGAAAGUCAUUGAAAAGGGUGCGUGCAUAUUAUAUGCUAUUUAUAUAAUUGUGUUUAUAUACUUUGUUUGUAUAAAAAACAUCACUCUCCUUGUACUUUUUUCUGCAACCAUUACCGAUGAGAACUGAUCCUCUGUCAAAACUUUCUGUUAUAAUUUGUACAUUUUUGAUAGAGCGUCACAUAUUUUACAUUUUGUUCGAGCGUAAAUUGUUGUACAUUUCUCUUAGAGCGUUUCAGGUGUACAUUUUUGUUAGAACAUUGUAUGUUUUUUAUAUAUGUUAUAAUGUAAUAUGGUGAAUGUAUUUGAUAGAGCUAUUUAUGCUGUACCCAUAAGUUACAGCGUUAAAUCUUGAACUUAUUAGUUAGAGGGUUAUAUGUUGUACUAUGUGGUAGAGCGUUAAAUGUUGUACCCUAUAUGUAACAGCGUUAUAUAUUGUACAUUUUUAAUACUUUUUUAAUCAUUCUAUAUUUACAAAUAUUAUAUCACGAAGGACAAUGAAAACACAUGUUAACACAUCAUUUAAACAUGUACAAAGGUACGUGUUAUUUGUAUAUUUUAAUACAUUUUGUUUAAUAUUAAUAUCUGAAUGAUACCCCAUGUAAAAUUCAUUGUACAAUAUUGUCUAUUUUGAUGGCUACCAAAGCAGGUAGCCUUUUAUUUAAUCUUCCAUUACUAACGUGUUUUAUACAUAUAAAUAGAUGUUUUAUAAUUGUUGUAAUCACUUUUUACAAGCUAUUUUUGAUCGACAUUGUUUUGUAAACGUGUACAUACUUUACAUUCGAAUUUGAAUUUAGGUUUGUUGUAUGGUUUCAAUAGACGACCGCCCAAUUGAUUUCAAACUGCAUUCUUUGUUCAGUUUAGCGAUCUAAUGGCUAACUAGUAUGAUACUUUAAAUCAUAAUACUUUGCACAAUAAAAUUUCUGUACAAAAUGCUUUGAAACGAUCCUAAAUAUGGCGUCUAUGAUGAGCUAAAUUCCUAUAACAAUCGUAAAUAUCAUGUUUUGUUUCUUUAGUUAAAUAACCGUAUGGAUUUUGAUUUAAUGUAUCAUGAUAAUAAUAUAAUAUCUUCCUUUUUUCUUUAUCAUUUGUCCUCGUUGUGAAGAUAAAAUGUACUACUUUGUAGUAUUCGUGGUUUUUGAAGAUGAUUUCCUGAAACAAAAUAUAGGGUUGAAUAUAGCAUCCUAACAUAACUAACCUUUUGGUCCUUUGAUUUUUUGAAAAUUUUGCAAAUUCAUGUUAUCUUUAAAACCGUCUUUGGCUGACUCUACUAAGCUUUAAAUCCUCUGAUUUUAUAAAAUAUUUGCAGAUUCAUGUUAUUUUUAAACGGACUUUGGCUGGCUUGGAAUGUUUGGCAUGUGGCGUCAUUUUCUUCAAAUAUUUUACAUAGGUAAUCAUUUGGAAGAAAAGAUUAGCUAAUAUAUGUCGCUUUUAGUUUUAAUAAUGUUUUCUUUAUUUGUUCCCAGUUUUAGUUCAAUGAUGCUUUUUAUAAUGAAACUCUAUGAUCACACAGUUUUAAACAUUUCAUUUUAUAAGGCAGACUGUGUGUGAUGCUCAUAGUUUCAAACAAUGACUGCAUCGUAUCUUUAAAUAGUUUUUGCAUUAGGUGCUCUGAAUUGUAUUCCUCCGUCUGCAGAUAGAGUUGGGAUCUCUAAUCAUAGAAGUACAUGGGGUUUAGUUUAUUAGUAUUUGUUUUAUUAUUAAGUUUCCUCAAAUUGUUGCAUACUUUAAUAAGAUUUACCUUUUACGUUUUCUUUAUUCAGGAUUGUUGGGAUCAGAGCGAGGUUUGUGCACGUCCUUGAUAAACAUACCUAGUUUUGCUAUAAAGUAUAUAUGCAAUGUGCAGUUUGUGGAGUUUUAGGCUGUUGUUCCAUGCUUCUUGUUUGUGAUUUUUUGUUUUUGUUUAUGUCUUUGACGCUUACCCAGUGCCAUUAAACGGGGUUUAUGUUUAAACAUUUGGUUACUGAGCUUUUUUCUGUAGUUUUUCACAAAAGUAUUAGAGUCGUUUUAGUUUAUAAGGUUUCCUGUCUUGCUGACUGAUUUGAAUGUAAUCAUAUCAAAAUUAUCUUUAGUUGCAUUAAA